UUCUUAAAUUUGUGAAAAUCAAAAUUUUCAAAAACUGAUUUUCCUGUUUAAAGGCGAUUUCGAGCUUUUUUGGUCAAUUUCUUUCAAAAUUUUGAAAAUUCAGCUCAUUUUUGAAUGUUUAAUGGCAAAAGCUUGCUGAUAGUGUUCAAACUUCUUUGAAUUCUCACUAGUUUUUCCUAAAUUUCACUUGAUUUUUUCUUCUAAGUGUGCGUAUGUUUUUAUGUUUCAGUGCAGUCAUGAGUGAUAAUAGAAUUAAAAAACUUUCAAAAUGUGAAUAGGAUUUAGUUCUUCAGCAGAAGAUCUCAUUUUGUUCUGUGGUUUUUCUGUCAGGUAAUUUUCAAAAAAAUUCAAGUUAAAUCCAGAAGCCCGGCAAGAAAAUGUCGGGGACGGAAGCCACAACUUUGAUGACGAGUCGGGAGCAAUUUACCAUUGCACCCGCUUCCUCCGCCGUUCAUAAUCCUCCGGCACCGGCGGGAUCGCAGGCGCACUUGGAUCAGUCUAUGCGCAUGGCCUACAGCACCGAUGGCAGUGCCACUGUGUACAGGCCCGAAGGAUCAUCCCCGCAGCCGUACAAUCCCGUCCCUACUGGCGUCGCCGCGGUAAAAAAUGCGACGAACUUGAACUCUGGCGAGCAGAAGCGGAAGAGGGGGCGGCCAAGGAAGUACGGGCCCGAUGGUAGCAUGUCAAUGGGUAUGACGUCAGCCCAGCGGCCCGUCGGUGUCUCCCCACCUCCGCCGACCAGUGGAACUUUCUCACAGUCUAUGGCUAGUCCAUCAUCUGUUGCAACUCCUCCACAGCCGCAGCCUGCUCUGGGCGGAUCGGCCUCGCCAUCUUCCAAGAAGGGGAGAGGCAGACCUCGUGGUUCAAGCAAUAAGCAACAAAAGGAAACUAUGGGAUCAACUGGUGUUGGAUUUACUCCGCAUGUUAUCAACGUGAAGGCAGGAGAGGAUGUUUCCUUGAAAAUAAUGGCAUUUUCUCAAAAUGGUCCAAGGGCCGUUUGUGUCCUAUCUGCAAAUGGUGCUAUCUCAAAUGUGACACUCAGCCAAGCUGCAACAUCUGGUGGAACUGCAACUUAUGAGGGGCGGUUUGAGAUUUUGUCCCUUUCUGGCUCAUUUAUGCUAUCAGAAGUUGGCGGCCAGAGAAGCAGAAAUGGUGGAUUAAGCAUCACAUUAGCUGGUCCUGAUGGAAGAGUUCUAGGAGGUUGUGUGGCUGGUUUACUAAUUGCUGCAUCCCCUGUCCAGGUAAUUGUUGGCAGUUUUCUAGCAGAUGGUCGCAAGGAAUCAAAACCGGCAAACCAUAUGGAGCCUUCAUCGGCUCCACCAAAUAUCAACCGGGGUGGUGCAAUUGGUGCCAGCAGCUCACCAUCGCACGGGACUCUCAGCGAAUCCUCUGGCGGGCCUGCAAGUCCACUCAAUCAGAGCACAGGACCUUUCAGUAACAAUAACAUUCAAGGCAUGCCAUGGAAAUGAUCUUCUGCACAAUACUAGUUGUGUAGACAGCAGUGUACUGUAAUAACUUUGUUAUUCUGUCAUCAUAAUAAGGACACCGGGCUUCUUUCCAUCUCGACUCUGGUAUUCUGGGAAGCACCCGAGUAGAGUUAAUGGCUUAAUCAUCUGGAACUUUAGUUUGUGCUUUGGCUGUUGUGGUAGUAUUAUCAAUAGUAGCAGUAGUUGCUUAUCAAGUUACUGGUAGUCAGUCGUCGAUUUUCUCUGUUUUCCUCAGCUAUUGACGUGUUUUCUUCAGUUGUAAUUUAUGACGGCCUUUGUUACACAUUCUCACAAUUUAUCCUGUCAUUAACGAAGUCACAGGAUUUGGCA
This is a messenger RNA of Olea europaea var. sylvestris, 1817 nucleotides long. RefSeq names its product AT-hook motif nuclear-localized protein 10-like. Bases 378 to 1469 code for a protein of 363 amino acids. NCBI's taxonomy places the organism in Eukaryota, Viridiplantae, Streptophyta, Magnoliopsida, Lamiales, Oleaceae. The record is from RefSeq and is a predicted model, not a curated record. Gene Ontology annotation, molecular function: minor groove of adenine-thymine-rich DNA binding. The transcript is spliced from 5 exons.